AUGGCCACUUCAGGAUCCACUCGUCGCUCAUCCAAGAGGAUUGCUGAGCCCGAGCCCACAGUGCGUCGUACUCGUGUCCGACGCUCACUAAGCCCCAAAGGUGGUCAGUCAAAGGCGAAGUCCAAACCGAAGGCCACAUCGAAGCCUUCAGCCAGAACAGCAUCUGCAGGGAAGUCCUCAACCAAAACUUCGAGUAAGGGCCCUUCCCGCUCUGGAACCAAGAGUGGAACCUCUUCCACGGUCGUCGCUGGACGUCGCCCGGCCGUUGUUCCUCAAGAUGAACCUCCUCGCAUGCCUGCCAAGAGACACAAGGUUCUGGGCACUGUUUACGCCUCCUCUGAUGAAGAUGAAUCUGGAUCGGACCGAGAGGAAGACGAUGAAGGUCCUGAGGACCAUUUCGAGGGCCUCAACAAGGAAACUCUGCAUGCCGAGGGUGUUACUAUCGGGCGCCAGUCAGAGCAUGAGCGUGCCAAGCCAAGGGCUAGUGACCGUGACCGCGACUUCAUCGAGUUCGUCGACGGUGAAGAUGAUAGCACCCCCGAAGCUGCCCGGAAGGCUAGCAAACGUGCUCUUGAACGUCAGGAAGAGGUCCCCCGUUUUGCGACACCUUCGCUUGAGAGCAAUAGCCAUCCCGCCUCUGUCUUUAGCUCCCCGGUACACCCUUCGGACGACGAAGAUGAAGACGAUGAAGAGAAAACUGAACAAGGUUCCGAUUCCAACUCUGGCUCUGAGGGUGAUGAGCUUCCGAUAGCUCGUGCCUAUCCUGGCUGCCUUCUCGACUCACAGUACCCCAACUCCACUUGGCUUGUCCCACCACCACCUGGCACUCGUCACCCCCGACUUGGAGAGCAACAACCCGAGGUCAAAGCGGUCAUCACUGCGGGUAUAGAGAUGAUCGUCGGGCACGCACUCUUCCAAAAUCCGUUCAUCAGCGUCGACCUCAACUAUCGCUCCCAACGCAAACUCCUUACCAAGGAAGCGACACGGCUUGGUGACGAGAACCCUAAUUCUGGAUAUCACGAUAUCGCUCGCCGAAUCCGUGGGGACAACAACUAUGGUAUAACCCUUGCCCGGAUGAUUAUGCAACGCAUCGCCAACCUACGUGGCAAUUGGAAGAAGAUAGCCAUCCACAAGGUCCAAGCUGCCUACAACCUCAACUCGGCCAAUCCUACUCAAGUCGUCGAGAAGGUCAAGAAGGAGUUAAAGGGGCUGACGUUGGUCUACCCCCGAAACAGUGCUGGCAACAUUGUACGAACGGAGCCCUUCAUGCAUGACUGCAUUCUGCAAGUCGUGCGUGAUGGUCUGUUCCUCAGAUCUGGCCGACAGUCCACUGCCCAGAAAUAUGAUUCACUUUUUCCGACAGCAUCCUUCGGGACUGGUGACAGGGCCAUCAUCCGUCGCAUGGCUCCUGACGCCGCAGUCUGCUUUGCCGCCACAGUGGUCCACGCUGCGUUGGAUGAUUGGCUGAAUGGGCACCGUGUCGCUACUCAUUUCAAUGCAGAUACAUAUGAAGAUGUGUACAAGAACAUGCUCGAGGUUCUUGAUACAAUUCGCAAGGCUCGCGAUGGAAAGGUGUACAAUACCUUGAUGGCUCGUAUCUUCACUGAAUGCAGCAAGGGUACCCCUUCCGCUAAUGCUGCCACCGUUGAAGAAGCCAUCGCCAACCUUGACAUUGACAACAUGCCUUUGGACAUCGUCGGAUUGGAGGCUGAGGACGCUGGUAGCCCUUAA
Coprinopsis cinerea okayama7#130 is the source of this 1731-nucleotide messenger RNA. RefSeq lists its product as hypothetical. NCBI's taxonomy places the organism in Eukaryota, Fungi, Basidiomycota, Agaricomycetes, Agaricales, Psathyrellaceae. The transcript has 10 exons. The record is from RefSeq and is a predicted model, not a curated record. The coding region runs from base 1 to 1731 and encodes 576 amino acids.